Ceratitis capitata (Mediterranean fruit fly) is the source of this 1124-nucleotide messenger RNA. RefSeq lists its product as hypothetical. Lineage: Eukaryota; Metazoa; Arthropoda; Insecta; Diptera; Tephritidae. The record is from RefSeq and is a predicted model, not a curated record. Bases 115 to 1059 code for a protein of 314 amino acids. The transcript has 2 exons.
UUAAAAUAGUAUGCAUUGAAAAUGUAUUCUGAAAAUAGUGUAAUUUUACAUAAACAAUGUUUAAACAUUAGAAUUCAAAAAUUAUAAAAUCACCAAAAAAGGGCAAACAAAAUUAUGCAGUGUCACGAUUCGGAUAAUUAUAACACUCAGUACAAUCUUUUGGCCAAAAAAAAUGCAGAAGAAUGCCGCGAAUUAGUAAAUAUCAAGCCUUCCGUUCCACCUUGUGAAAGGCCAAAUCGAAAACCGCCUACGCUACAUACAUUUUGCAACCACAACAUUAAUAUUCAAUAUAAAUAUGAAGGUGGAGAAAAAGGCAUUAUAAAGCCAUGCGGAAUAUGUAUUAGGGUGGAUGAGAAUGGGAAAAAGCAAUCACCUUGUCCUGUUUGUACAAAACAAGAAAUGAAACCGGAAGAGAAGUUGGCCGAGGCAAUUAAGUGUAUUGCUAGUCCUCUGCCAAGAUGGUUUAAUGAGCCAGAGCGUAGCGACCCAAUGAGCGUAUGUUGUCGCAUGUUUGGCGGUAUUAAAAAGUGUCCAAGAAAGGUGGAUCCCUGUUCCUGUCAAGAAAAGGGUACCUCUAAUGUAGAUAAGUUUUCCGUCCAUUAUCCACCAAACAAACUUAUUCCACCCUCCGAAAUGCAAAGAAAUAUCAAAUGUAAGCCGAAUUUCCGGUGUCAGGGUCCUAAGGGUGAUGGUGACUAUCAAACUUUUAAGCCAGACUAUAAAAAUGUACCAUUAACUGAGAAAUUUUAUUCGAAAUAUGAACAUUUGGAAUACAUAGAUACACCUGAAGUAAGACGGUAUCAAAGAGAAUUGGAAAUGAUUGAGAACUACUUCCCAAAGAAUAAGUUCUGUGUGCCAAGAUAUACGAACCAAAAUUACGGAUGGUUAGAUAAUGAACAAAUUAGGAAGUUGGAAUUUUGUGAUGCGAGCCGUGUUGCUGCACCAAAAGUUUUGCAAAAUUUGAAGUCACACGAAAAUAGAGUUUUCGAUCCGAUCCAACUACAAUAUUGCCUAUGCCAUAAUUUACAUAAGCAAAUGGAUCAUUGGAAAAUUGUUUGAAAAUUUAUCGAAUAAAUUCUCAAAUAAAUAUAUAACAUUUUAAUUAUAAAAAAUUUAAACCAAAA